Molecule: messenger RNA, 3758 nt
Organism: Bufo bufo (common toad)
Lineage: Eukaryota; Metazoa; Chordata; Amphibia; Anura; Bufonidae
Product: F-BAR domain only protein 1-like
Exons: 28
Coding region: 171-2987 (938 amino acids)
Biological process (GO): clathrin coat assembly; clathrin-dependent endocytosis
Cellular component (GO): plasma membrane; cytoplasm; clathrin-coated pit
Source: RefSeq, a predicted model, not a curated record
AGACAAAUGAGAACGGCUUGCUAGGAUAGCGGCUCGGGUGGUUGCCCUGGGAGAGGGGAGGGGUGAUGCGGCACCUGAGGGGGCAGCGAGAGUCCAGAGGCCUGCACUUGUCGCCAGCUCACUGACUGCUGACUGACCUGCUCUGAUCAAGGAGGCUGAUCGCUCACAAGAUGUCUUACUUUGGGGACCAUUUUUGGGGAGAUAAAAAUUCCGGCUUUGCAGUCUUACACCACAAUAUGAAACAUGGACAGCUUUCCAUUAAGGAAUUGGCAGAAUUUGUGCGAGAGAAGGCAGCUGUGGAGGAGGCAUAUUCCAAAUCUAUGCAAAAAUUGUCCAAGAUGGUCAGCAGUGGAAGCCACCUGGGAACGUUCGCCCCAAUGUGGGAGAUGUUUCGGGUCUCUUCAGACAAGCUGGCCCUCUGCCAUUUAGAACUAAGCAAGAAGCUGCAUGAGCUAAUAAAGGAUAUCAACAAGUAUGGAGACGAACAAGUGAAAGUUCAUAAAAAAGUUCAUGCAAAUACUAAUUUGCAACUUUCUCUUAAGGCCAAAGAGGAGAUGUCUGGCACUUUAGAGGUUAUUCAGCUGCUGCAGUGUAGCUCUCAGCUUCUGCAGAAAACCAGGGACCACUACUGUAGCAGAUUUGCAGAGCAGGAACGUCUUAGGAGGGAAGGAGCACCACAGAAGGAGAUGGACAAGGCAGAGCACAAAACCCAAAAAGCAGCAGAGUCGCUUCGUGGUUCAGUGGAAAAAUACAACGCUGUACGUAAGGAGUUUGAGGAAAAGAUGCUGCAGUCUGCUCAGUUAUUUCAAGACACAGAGGCAGCUCACCUCACACAAAUGAAGCGGCUUGUUGCAGCAUAUUCACAUUCUGUUGAGGAUACUCAUGUACAGAUUGGGCAGGUUCAGGAAGAGUUCAAACACAAUAUGGAAAAUGUGGCCAUAGAGAAGCUGAUCAGGAAGUUUGCAGAGAGUAACGGGACAGGAACAGAGCGGCCCGAGGCUGUGGAAUUUGAAGGUUUCCGUUUCCCAACAUCUUUAGAAGGUGUAAAGCGUACAUGGACAAAGCCCUUUCGUAUCCGGGGCUUAAGUAGAAGGGAGAAGGACACACAGCCUGUGGAACAUACUGAGCCAGAUUGUGUGGAUCUUCCUGAUGUUGAUGAAGAAGGUUUUACAAGACGCCCUGAUGACAAUGCAACCAGAGAAUCCUCAGUUGCCUGCUGCUCCUCUAGUGAUUCUGAUUUUGAUGAUGAAGAAGAUGAUGGACCUCGGCGUUACAAAUUUCAGAUAAAACCCCCACAGAGUGGAGAAAGAGAGGAAGAUGAGGAAACUAAAAUGAAAAGGCUGAGGGAGACUGUGGGGUGCUUGAUGCAGCCACCUGCAGCAGUGGUUUCUGUGAGGCGCCAGACCAUUCGCACAGUGACAAAUUCUGGAGCUUCAUCUGCAGAAACGCAGUCUAAUUGUCACACAGAUAAACCUAAUAUGGGGUUUUCCAACACCUCGCUAUCCUCCGUUACCAACAGCUGCGAUUCAAAUUCUGUUGGCAGCUCUCAUCCUGCCCAUUCUUCAUUUGGACCACUCCAGGAAAUUGUUUUUGAACCAGAUGACUUUCCAGUUUGCAGAGCAUACAAUUUCACCUCAAGCCCAUCUCCGUUCUCCUCCUCUUCUCCUGAAAAUGUGGAAGACUCUGGUUUGGAUUCCCCAUUCCAUCCAUUUUCUGGUCCUUCGCCGGAUUCUAGGCCUUGGACUCCACGUGAUGAUUCUUCCACUGGGGACUCUGUUUUAGCGACCUCUUCAUUUUCUGACUCUCCAUCUGACCUGACCACAUCAAACUCUACAGGACAACAGCGUUGUGAAAAAAGAGAUACCUGGGAACACAAAGUUACCGCUCCUAGUCCUCCCUUACCCAGCUGCACCACAACAGGAACCACCGAGCUGUUUUCUCCCAACCAUGAUUCCUGGGGCAUGUCUUCUGGACUCCAUAACAGUGUGUGUUCCCGUACUGAAUCCCCAUUUGUAUCUGCACGAACACAAAGAAGCAAUAAUCUCACAGCCUCUAUCAGUCAGUCAGUCAAUCAAUCUCUACAGAUUCCUGGCCCUCCAUCUAGUACAAACAGUGACCGUGGAUUCUUCUCUCCUCCAACUUUAAGUGCUGGACUGUCUGUUGGAUUAUCUCGAGGACCCAGUCCUGUUGUUCUUGGAUCUCAGGAGUCUCUUCCUGUGGCAGCUGCCUUUACAGAAUAUGUGCAUGCUGUUUUUGAAGAGGGUGGAUUAGAGGGCUCGGGGGUACGCAUCUCAGGAGAACUGACUAUGUCAUUUCCGGGAGGUAUACUUCGUGUGUUUGGGGGACCAACUCCACCUCCUGUGUUAAGCUUUAGACUGAUCCACACAUCUGACGUUGAGCAUUUCAUUCCAAAUCCAGAUCUUCUGUACAGUGACCUGUCUCAGAGUGACCUUAACUGCAAAGACUUCUGGCUAAACAUGCAGCGGCUGACUUGUCACCUGCAGAGCAUGGCAGAACAUCACACUGCUCCUUACUACAAUGUUGUGCUGCUCAAAUAUCAGGUUUUUAAGCCUGGCAUUUCUUCUGCUCCAUUGUAUCUUUCAUCUACCUGGAAUUGCAGUCCCACCUCUACAGAAUUCAGCCUGGAGUAUAAACAUAGCCUGGCGUCCUUGUGUGACAUGCACAUCCUUCUUCCUCUUGAUGAACCCUUAUCCAACUUGCAGUUUGACCCCCCAGCACGCUGCUCAGAGAGAAGAUUGUUGUGGCAAAUACCCAAUACAUCACCUGGAAGGGAAAGAGCAGGUCACGGGAAGCUGUAUGCACGUUGGCAACCACUUCGCAAUUGCAGUACCCACUCUUCAGCUGCUGCACAGUUUACAUGUCAGGGUCACACAUUGUCUGGAGUGGACAUAGAGCUUGUUGGAUCAGGGUAUAGGAUGUCACUGGUCAAGAAGAGGUUUGCAGCAGGGAAAUAUCUUGUCUGCUGAGACCGGAUGGCGUUGACUUGGAAAACUUCUGGCCCUUCAGUCUGUGCUGAAGACUUUCUGUACUCGGACGAGGAGGAAUGAUUCAUAUAAAGGGAUACUGCAAGAACACAUUUGCGUGUAGUAUGGAAUACAAGCACUUUGGAAUUUUUCGAGAGAUUGUUAGAUAUUUAUAUGGCUCAUUCUGUACUGGUUUAAGCAGGAGAGUAAGCAGUUCUACUCGGACAUCUGACUAUAUAAGAAAUCAUUCCAGUCACGUCUGCUUUUUAUAGUCUGAAAUCCUCCUUUUGGGUAACUGCACGCGAUGCGGAUUACAUGCUGUUUCUCCGUUCAGGAAAUCCACACCAGUACCAGCAACGUGAAUGAGAUCUGCCAAAUCUCAUGUAGACUUUGCAUAUUUUGUACGCGCAGAAAUUGACCUGUGGUUCGGCUUUCAAAAUCCGCAGCCAAUCAGUUGUAUGUGCGGAUCCGUGGCUGAUGUAAUGUGGUUUCCCCAUAGACUUCAAUGUGGUUGUUAAAAUGCACUGAGUACUGCACAAAAUCCACGAUAAAUAGUGCAGAUUUAUGUGCCGUUUGUAUCACACUUCUCAUGCUGUUUUUAAUGCAGACUUUCUGCAUAGAAAUCUGCACCAUGAGCAGGUGGCCUCAGACUGUUUCACAUGGCCGUGUGUGUGGUCCGUGAAAUGCAGUCUGUGUGAUGGCCACAUUUCCUGGACUGUGGCUCAUGUAAGCCAAACUCACUGCAUCAUACUGUAGAUCUGAUAAUGCAGUGAG